AUGAGAACGCCAGCAACUGCUGCUGACAAAAACCAAUUUUUGCAGGUUACUCUCGGCCUCAGCAAACUCGACCGUCGUCGGUAAGAUUACGGAAGAAGAUGUCUCCUCACAAGGAGAAGGUGGCAUACUUAUGAUUGCGCCUGUUUGUUCUAUUUCAUGAGUAAAGAAGAAGACCGGUUGGAUACUGGCAUAUUUUCUAUUUCUGCGUUGUUUGCCAGUUCUCUUAAAACAUAAUCCCAUGGAAAUUGCCAUUCCUGCGACGUAUCCACCCAGAAAUUUAAAAAAGCUUCUCCGUCCGUAUCUGUCGCCUCUCGAAUAGCACAAAACUCAAUUCUCGGCACCCCUUUAUGAGGGCACUUUGCAAACACAAGAUAGUUGGCUGGCUACCUUUCCGCGUGUUACAAUAGCUCGCGAAGUCAAUUUAAUCAGUUAUUGUCGGAGGAAUGAUGUAAACGUUGUUAUACAUGCGAUAUGUGUUUCUACAAUUUUGGUUUAUGCUUUUGACAGGAAGUAUUGCGGUUUCAGUGCUUCCAUACUUUCAAUUAUUCCUUUUUUAACCAGCUUGAUGGUGACUUCAAUAUACUCUUCGAGUUUGCAUUUGAUCGAGGAUCGUUCACUUGUCCGCAGGCUGAAACAUGUCGUUUAGUUUCAGAACUAUCCAAGCAUUUUCGUGUAGUUGAUCAUAUUUCACGAAUUAGCAGUAAUUAAUCAUAUUGCCCCAACCGGAAUUAAAAUAAUUGACAUUUUGUUUUUGUUGGCAUAAAGAAAUUCUGAAAAACGUAGCUCCUAAAAUUUUGGUUGCAUGAUUCAUUUUAUGGAUCAUAAAGUAAGUAAAAGAUACUAGAGGACGUUUUCUGCGGAAAAUUCAUAUCAAUUAUCAAUGUUUGAAAGUAAUAACCAGUUUCAACGCAGUGUUUUAACAUACCUUCUAAGCAACUAUUUGUUUUUGUCUCUCGCAAGUGAGUGCAAUGUCCAGGUAGCCCGAAUCUUUAAUAGAUACUCCUUAAUAGUACUCCUAUUUCCAAAUACACUUUUAUAACUGCCCAUCCUGGAAUAUAACAACUGACACUGAGGUUCGUGGGGUCGCCAGAUGUAAGGGUCUCCUAGAGGCAAAGGGAGGAAUAUCACGUACCCAUAUCCAUAUGCCGUCUUAUAAUCACCCCAGGUCACUAAAUCUUACUCCCAUAUAACGUGUAAGUCUCUUCCAAAAAAACAGACACCUGGCUGGAUCGACUUUCCAUGAAGAACUUUUCUCUGAAAAUGGCCCACCUUUUAACGGUGAAUGACGCAACCCAAAAUCGAGACAUAUCUUAGAAUUUAAUACAUUUUUGGAGACAUCAGAAUGUGCUGGCAUAGUUGAGAAUGUCUUGAGAAAUUUCAACAAAAGAGGGAAACUCCUCAAAUUUACUCAACUUCCCGCGAUGAUUCCAACGCCUUCGGAGUAGAUAAAGAAAAUGUUGCAAGCUAAACUACACAUACUUGGUUACUCCAUAAGCUGUUUCCGACACAUUCUGUUUAGAGUUCCAAAAAAUCCUUUGCUUCGAGGGCUGCGCUGCGGUCAAAUUUUUGUUCAAAAUAACAAAUGCAUAACGAAGAAAGAGACACUUGGGGCAUAUCAUAUUUGUUUUAUAAAUAUGCCAAUCAAUAAUUGGGCAGCACGUUUGAUUACUGUGAUUUUCAGGCUGUCUGGUCAUACGUCACCGGCAUACUACAACUGCCCACGCGGGAAUCGCGCUGGAUUCACACGGAGGCCAGAUCGGGAUAAAGUGUACGUUAUAGGGCUGUGCAUCCAUAAAAAUGCACUAUAUGGAUGCUGUGGUGGCAUCCCUAGGCUAGGACUUACGCCGUGCAAGCCACGUGCACUCAAUCCCGCCCCAGGUCUUGACAUUCGGUGUGGGAAGGCGGCGGAGGAGAGAGUGCGGUAGAUGCAGCGAAAGUCCCCCUCCCUGCGCGCACUCCGAUGAGGGACGCAUAGUGGACAUCGUCAGAAACGACUGUCGAACCGUCAGUUAUAGUUCAGUUACAAUGCACCCAAUCUUCAAAAAGAGGCACUCUCUUCAACAUAUGUAUCGAAUUUGACCAACGCACCUGGUAAUAAUGCUCGGCACUGCACUCUUCAUUCCCUCGCUAAUCAGAGUUUUAGAAUGAUGUCAUCUGCCUCUUCUUGACUUUUCAUUGAAUGAAAUUUUAAGCGGUGUUUACCCUCGAUCAGUAUCAAAUGCAGACAUGCAAGCAAAGGCCAGAGAAAGUCGCCCUGGUUGUUGGAAAAUUCAAUCUCCGCUAAAAGGGAACCAAACCAGGUAGCAUACAGAGGACAUAUGUCGACAGCGCAAAAGUCACAAAUUGGAUUUACUGAUACUCUAAACGUGGUUUAUGCUCUCCGUGAAUCUAUUUAUGCACCCUUAUUCUAUUCAAAUCCGUAAAUAGACACUUGCGCUUUCUGGUUAUUUUAAACAAGAGAGAAGGGUUGUAUAUGCAUAACGUUUUCUGAAAGAAACGUAUAUCGAUCUGCAGACUGUCGUUUUCAGAGUGUUCAUUUCUUACAUUAGACAAAAAUUCAUCCACCUAGACACUUAGUCUGUUUUUGUUGAAAUGUAAAACUGAUAUCUGGUGCAUACUGAUAAAUAAAUAACUAAACUUAAAUCUAUUCGGAAAUUGAAAAGCAUUUUAUUUCUGCUUUGAAAAUUGUCUUUUAAAUCCUAAACUUGCACGGCGAUCCCGCAAAGUUCGUGUGCUCUUAUAACUUAACAUGAACACACUCCGAAAAUGGCCAUCGUUUUACAUGAAUCCCCCUUCGACGCUUAAAGAAUCUGGCUCAGGAUCCAGGUUUGUGCGUGUAAUAAUGACCUGUGUGCAUUUUCGGGGCGGUAACAACUUAAAGGAAUUCCUUACCUUUAAGCCUUGAUUUGCAAAUAAAUGUCAGUUAUUCCAAUCCCACAGUUUGGGACGCAUAGCUGGCAUCAGUAUAAACGCUUCGCUCGACCAGGGAAGGCAUUUGGUUGCAGAGGUUUUGCUAAGCGAGAAAAGCAAGUCCCUAGGGCGGCCACUGCAUGAAGACUGGACUUAUCUGUGCCAAUUCCUCCACUGAGGUGAACAAUUGGACUUGCGACACAUUUAUUCGGGGGCAACUAAUGACUGGUAAGCGGUAGACUAAUAGUCUGAAUUCUAGAAAAUUUUGUUCCACACGACACCAAAACCACUAAUUUUUCACAGAAGCUGGCCGAACGUCUGUCUGCGCCGUUUUUACAGAUAAAAGUGCAAAACUCGCAAAUACUCUACGGCAUGCCCAAGCACUUACCGCCAUCAUCAGCAGGGCUCUAACUAAAAAACUUACGACUGCUAGACAAAGUGCAGCAGUUUAUUUGCCUAGAAUAUUGAUUUAGCCAUUCAAGUAUCAAAUUGCCAACAACCUUACUAUAGUCAGCAUCAUGCGUGUUAUCAAGACAGAAACUUGUUAGACAAAGUUUGUGGUAUUCCGUUUUUAAUACUCCACAAUCAUUUUGUGUGCAUGGUACAGCUGACUUCAAAAGGCUGUUGCUGUAUAAUCCACUGUUAAUUAAGAAUACUACAGACAAACUUCAUCGUUUCUGUACGGAAUAUAGAAACUACAUACUGAAACCUUCAAAUAAGCGAGAUCUUACGACUCUCCCGAAAGCAUCAGGGGCAAAAUUUUCCUCAUUAAUAUCGCUACAAGCCGUUUUAAGUCGUGAGUAAGGAUGUUUCUAUUAAAUGCUCAGUUCAGAAACCUAGACGCGUAAGCCAACGGUUAUUGUUUAGCGUACGCUCUUACUCACCUACACAUACUCACAUUUAUUUAGUUUCGCAAUUCACGAUUUCCACCGUUAAAAAUAUUAAAAGCUAAAGGCUCACGACUGCGACCAAGUAAUCCAGAUGGUAAAGACGCCGGUUGUUAUAAACCCUUGUCCUCACAGCCGAGAUAUUGUGUCCUGAACAGGUCGCCAAUUUCUAUACAUCCGGGAGAGUUGAAAGAGGUAUGUGGUUCAUACAUUUGACAGACAGACCCCCUUAGUUUAACAGACAGAUAAUCUGGCCUGAAUCUAGGGAGGUGGCUGUCCUACUCCGUCAGGGGACAAAUAUUUUCCGGUUGCAAAGGUUUCGCGUUGAUGAGAUAUGAAGACGUUUAACCCUCACUAAUUAUUCUUUAUGCCCACUUUUAGAUAUGCUGUCAUCUCACGACAAAGGUGAGUCGUAUGUGUUAGAAGCAGCUUUUGUGGAUUCUUCAGGAGAACUCGACAAAAAACGAUAAGUAUUAACAGGUGGGCGUGCAAGUCACUGUAAAUAAAAGCUAAACUUGACGUCAAAUAGUAGUUACGCAACCGAAAAAUAACGGGUCGGUAACAAACAGAGAACGAAAAAUGAUAUACAUAUAUAUAUUAUGACAGUGGGCGCUCGUCGAUCAGGUUACGGAACAUGCUCGUUCCGUUGUGCCUUGGGGCUCAUACUAGAACCCUCGCAGGCAGUCGCACAGCGACUAGUAGUAGACAUAGAUGAGAUGGAGCCGACAAAGACAAGGGAGACCGGAAUGGCCAUUUCUGGCUUAUUAGCCGUCAUCAGCCGGUCAUACCCAACCCCAAGUGUGGAUCACUUGAGAUUCGAACCCGGGAUCUUUGGUCAUGGAGUUUGACGCUCUACCAUUGAUGCAGGAGGGUCGCGCCCAAAAUCAGUCGGUCUAAUUCUCAAGUAACCUAAACCAUUGUCUCUCUGCAUGUCUUCCACAAGCUCUAUUACUUUUGAACAUAAGGGACUGGUAAAAAAUUGACGAAAUUGCUAUUGUUAGAGGAUUCGAGGUCUUGGAAAAGUUUACUUUCUUCUGGGCAAAAUUAAACAAAGUUUACAAAAAAGUAGCCCAAAAGAUUCCUGCGAGAGUCUUUAUAGCCAUCCAUAAUGACAUAAGGUUGGUGUGAUUGACAACCCCGAAAUUUAAAUUUGGGUCUUUUUAAUGCAUAUAUCGGAAAAAUAGAGCAGCAAUCAUUACGCUGGAGAAUAAAUGGCUGUUUUUUGUGAUCAAUAUCUUUUAUUAACAUUAAUAAAAUUCGGCUUGUGUUUGUACUUAUUCUGAUAAAAACUCUGAUGACUAUGCACUCUAACUUCGCCAAGGGUAAUAGUACAGAAUAAUUUCGAGCGUCCUGGUUCCCAUGAGAGAAAUGCAAUAAACCGAAUAAAAACUUCUUGCAGUUGUUAAUUUGAUUCAAACGCACUAGAGGAAACAUUUUGUAGGCGGUUGUGAAUUCUCAUUCAUAGACCUCAUCGCCAAAAAAUAAUUUCGUAUAGUUGAAUUACUUCUCCCAGAAGUCAAUAAUGCACAUGCAUUCCUUCAAUGUGCACCAAGCAAAAAGAUGGGCUAGUAGCGGUCAAGCUUUAAAAGGCAAAGUUCACUUGUAGCGGCAUAGGCGCAUCCCCUGGUGACUGGUAAGCUUGAACAAAUAAGCGUGAAUGUGGUGACAUGUCUUACGAAAUAUGUGCAUUCCGUCAGCUCAAAAUCAAAAAAAUAACAGACAAGUAAGGACGGGAAAAAUGAGACAGAAGUCGUUCCGCAACUAGUUACUUGGCCUUCGAGCAACCAAGUCACCGACCAACACCUAUGGUCAGAAGCACAAACAUUUGCACGGAAAUUGUGCAAAUCGUCCGUGAAAGUGUCUAGGUACUGGGUCGGAAGCUUCAUCAUCUUCGUCAUUGCCAUAACCACCACCACCACCACCACCACCACCACCACCACCACCACCACCACCACCACCACCACCACCACCACCACCACCACCACCACCACCACCACCACCACCAUCUCCCAAUUGUUACCAAAGCACAGACUUCAGUCCCCAGGAAGGUCGGCAUAG
Spirometra erinaceieuropaei is the source of this 5855-nucleotide messenger RNA. The record is from the annotation of a GenBank genome assembly. Lineage: Eukaryota; Metazoa; Platyhelminthes; Cestoda; Diphyllobothriidea; Diphyllobothriidae.